This is a messenger RNA of Selaginella moellendorffii, 2790 nucleotides long. RefSeq names its product probable ADP-ribosylation factor GTPase-activating protein AGD14. The transcript has 13 exons. Gene Ontology annotation, molecular function: GTPase activator activity. Lineage: Eukaryota; Viridiplantae; Streptophyta; Lycopodiopsida; Selaginellales; Selaginellaceae. The coding region runs from base 278 to 2509 and encodes 743 amino acids. The record is from RefSeq and is a predicted model, not a curated record.
GAGGAAGACCCACAGCUUGCAUUUUUUUGUUUUUCUAGGGUUUGUGGAGAUCAAGGCAAUGUCUUGAAAUGGCGGCCUCGUUGCGCGUGGCAGAUCUUAGGGCGUCUCGAGGAGCGUGGAUCCGAAGGCGCUAAGCGCGCCGUCGCUCUCUUUCUGGCGCGGUCGCCUCUUCCUUUGUCAUCGGCUACAGUGGGGCGCCAUUGACUCUCUCUGCCAGGGGCUAGGUUUUCUCGCGUGAUGCUGGAGGGGAGCUGACGCAGUGUGCGGCGGGGGAGCAAUGGCGAGCCGGGUCAAGGAGCAAGAGAAGAACGAGAAGAUUAUCCGGGGCCUCACCAAGCUCGCGGAGAAUCGCAAAUGCAUCAACUGCGGAAGCCUGGGUCCUCAGUAUGUCUGCACGAAUUUCUCUGUGUUUGUGUGCACUACUUGCAGCGGGAUCCACCGGGAAUUCACUCACCGGGUAAAGUCUAUCUCCAUGGCGACUUUCACUCCAGCGGAAGUGUCUGCUUUGCAAGCUGGUGGCAAUCAACGUGCACGAGAAACUUAUCUCAAGGAGUGGGAUUCAUCACGCCAGUCUCUGCCAGAUACAAGCAACCCAGACAAGCUUCGGGAUUUUAUCAGAGCUGUGUAUGUGGAUAAAAGGUUUUCUGGGGACAGAAGAGGACGAUUGAGUGAUGGAGAAGAUACAUUUGACUCUCGCAAACAGCAGCCGGAUCGCUCCAGAUAUGGUCAGAGCCCCUCGUACGAUGAUCGCAAUGACGACCGCCGGUACACUAACAGACCAGUAUCUCGUGGUUCAGACCGGGGUUUUGAUGACAAGAUGAGUCCUGCCAGGUUUGAUGAGCGUGAUAGAUACGAGAAGGGCUACCAGGCUGACAAGGAUAGGGACAGGGAUAGAGAUAGACGGUAUGACGAGAAAGACCGGCGUUUUGAUGAUCGUGAUCGACGGUAUGAGGACAGAGAUAGAAACUAUGAUGACCGGGAUGGUGGGAGGCGCUAUGAUGAUAGAGAUCGGCGAUAUGAUAGACGAUACGACGAACGAGAGCGGAGAUACGAUGAUCGGAGAUACGAAGAACGAGACCGGAGAUAUGAUGAACGAGAGCGUUAUGAAGAUCAAAGGAGGGGGGAUGAUAACCGCAGAUCAUCGGAGGACCUUGACAAACGAUUCAAUCGACCGCCUAGUUAUAGGGGUGGUGAAACUCCUCCUAUGCGAUCUGUCAGAGACAUCUUGGGAGACGACGUGCCGAAACUACGAGUGGAAGAUGGUUCUCGCUCGAACGGACGAGCGGAAGACAACACCGAAAGUCCUCAUUCCGUCAGCAGCUCACAGGGCGAUGGGCGUUUGCGUUCGUUCAAAUCUUUGGAUGGGAUGGGCAAUGGAACUCCAAAAGCAGCUGUAGCUGCUCCUCAGCCAGCCAUUUCGGAGAGCUUGAUAGACUUCAGUGCGGAUUCAGAGCCUCCGAAAGCGGCAACAACCACAGCUACAGGGUUUGAUCCUUUUGCUGAGCCUCAAAAGCCAAGCACAGCAUUUGAUCCCUUUGCGACGACUACUGCGGAGCCUCCGAAACAAAAUGCACCUUUUGACCCUUUUGCUACGUCUGGGCCUCCGAAAUCUAGCCAAAACGUGCCGUUUGAUCCCUUUGCUACGUCUCAGCAGCCCGCCCUCGUAACUUCCUCUAGUGAUGGAUGGGCCUCUUUCGAUUUAUCUCCUCCUAAAGUCCCCGCAGCACCCCCGACUCCUACAGAUUUUUUCCAAGUAAUGGACGUCCCAGUCCCGGCACAGGGAAAGUCGACUGGAGGAUGGACUAAUCCGCCACCAAAUGGUUUUCAGAGUUCGCAGCCAGUCCAGAGUUUCCAGCCAGUCCAGCCAGUCCAGAGCUUCCAGCCAGUUCAGAGUUUUGAACCAGUUCAGGAAACAUGGAGCGCUCAGCCGCCACAACAGCGCCAGCCACAGCCACCUCCACCUCAAGCACCAGUGGUUAAUGGAUUACAACAACAGCGGCGUGAAAUUGCAGAGGAUCUUUUCUUCUCGCCGCAAAUGCCUACCUACAAUGUAGGAGGAAUGCAUAUGCAGAUGAGAUAUCCCCCACCUCCACAACCUCAACCACACCAUUUUGGAGCAGGCAUGCCGCCGGGAGCCAUGCCUUACGCUCAACAACCUGCAAGAACGAAAAGCAAUCCGUUUGAUCUGCCUGGUGAUCCCAGUCAAAGCUUUCCAAGCAUGGCUCCUCUCCAAUCUGCUUUACCUGGCUUCAACCAAGGCCCCGUAGGUGCUCCACCACCGCACUGGCAGCAGCCGGGAAUGGCUCCUCCUCCGUCACUUCUGCCAUCGUUUCCGCCAUCUUUCCCUCCAUCGAUGCAAGGUGGUGGAGGAUUUCCUCCGCAGCAAAUGCCUGGUCAUAUGAUGCCACCACCUCCGCAAGCUCGCGGGGGGUUUGGAAACCCGCAAGGCUUCAUGAACGGCGGUGCUUUCCCCGUGCAACCCGCGGCCGGGGGAAAUCCAUUUGGUUAGAGCGCGACGAUCGACGAGCGACGCAAGCAAUACAUAUAUAAUCAACGAACACAUCGGUUAGUGAGUGACUUGGGAGAGAGUGUGAGAGGGAAUGAGAGCGCGAGAGAGUGAGCGACGAGUAAGAGAAAGCGUUUGAGAGACUCUCUGCGAGAGGCCAUCUCUUUUGUGGAAUAACGUGAGAGCUAUUUGCUUGUUUAUUUCUUCUAUGUAGGUGGAGGAAAGAGAUUGGAACCAAAGAGAGCUCUCUAGCUCCAAAAAUUCCAGUCUGGUUCCUCCAUUUA